AUGCGAAAAACUAAGUUAAGGAAGGAAAAUCCCGCGAAAAGGAAAAUUAACGACGUGGCGGAGAAGAAGGGGACGGAAGUGAAGGGGACAGGUGAAACGCUUAGCAAGGUGGAGUCGACUAUGGAUUGGAAGAAGGAGUUAGUAUCAUUCCUUCGACAAAUGAGGGACGAAGGACGAGCAAUUGCUGAGGAAAUGAAGGCCAAGGGCAACGAAGGAACGGGAGAAGGUCAGAGGAAUCAAGGCGAAUUGGUGGCGGAGCAAAUUUUCCGAUCAAAAAUGGCAGCGACCGAAGACGGGGCCGACCUGAGGACCUUUCUCAGUUUAAUGGAGCAAGAGUUUCGAGAGAUGAAAAUUUCGGAGGACCAAUGGGGUUUAUUGGUGAGAAAGUACCUAAUUGGACGGGCUGUUAAGCAAUGGGAUUAUAUAUAUCGAUCCGGUAUAGAUAUGACGAAUUGGUCCCUAGUGCGCGAAAGGCUUUGUGAGAGGUUCCGCGUUCUACCACGGGAAAGUAUGAUAUCUAAAAUGAAGGAAAAUGUAUGGAAAGGGGACUAUAACGAGUAUACGAACGCGUUUACAGAUAUAGUGAUUACAGGAGAAGAGAUGCCCGAAGAAGAAUUGGCUAUAUUUUUCUUAGCGGGAUUGCCUGAGGACAUAGGAGAUAGGUUGACGAAGCGAGGGAAGAGGGAAUUCCCGACGUGGCACGAAGCAGCAAAGGCGUUAAGAGAGUACGUUGUUCCAAUGAAUGCGUGGCGAACCAAGAGAAAACGCGCUGUGCGGGAAAUGCAGAGUAUGGAAGGACUAAUGUGUCCGGCAGAAGGCAAUGCCAAGGCAGAGGGAGAGAAGAAUGCGGGAAAAGCGGAAGGCUCGAAUGGUAUAACGCGAAGGGUUACACCAUCGGUCAGAGUAGCGACAGACGGGGAACGGGACGUUAUACGCUGUUACGAGUGCACAGGAAGGGGACACUUGGGAAGGGACUGCCCUCUGCGUAACGGAGUAAUAAGAAGAAGAGGAGAGACUUGUUCUAAAUGCGGAGGUAAGGAUCAUUAUGCAAGAGACUGUGCGACUGCGAGACGAAUAACGGUAGGAGGCCAGAGAGUAAAUAUGGGAGCGAGUAUGGAGACGAGAGAGGGAGUCAAUCGGUCAAACGAGAAGGCCUAG
Molecule: messenger RNA, 1158 nt
Organism: Eimeria mitis
Lineage: Eukaryota; Apicomplexa; Conoidasida; Eucoccidiorida; Eimeriidae
Exons: 1
Coding region: 1-1158 (385 amino acids)
Biological process (GO): positive regulation of cytoplasmic translation
Cellular component (GO): cytoplasm
Molecular function (GO): single-stranded RNA binding; mRNA binding; translation regulator activity
Source: RefSeq, a predicted model, not a curated record